AUCUACGAUCAGUCUGUGGAAAAUGCUCGUAUUAUCCUGCAGAUUGAUAAUGCUCGCCUGGCUGCCGAUGACUUCCGUGUCAAGUUUGAGGCUGAACUGGCUAUUCGCCUGUCAGUGGAGAGUGACAUCGUUGGCCUCCGCAAACUCAUUGAUGACACCAACAUGAGCCGUCUGCAGUUGGAGGGUGACAUUGAGGCCCUCAAGGAAGAGCUGAUCUUUUUGAAGAAGAAUCAUCAAGAUGAAGUCAGCAACUUGCAGACCCAGAUUGCCAACUCUGGUCUGACUGUGGAAGUAGAUGCUCCCAAAACACAGGAUCUGGGCAAGAUAAUGGCAGAGAUCCGUGCGCAGUAUGAUACCUUGGCUCAGAAGAAUCUUGAGGAUUUGGACAAGUACUGGAGCCAGCAGAUCACAGAGAGCACUGUCGUCAUCACUCAAAAUACCAAAGAAAUUGAAACGGCUCGUAGCACCAUUGCGGAUUUGCGACGCACAGCCCAAGCAUUGGAAAUUGAACUAGAAUCUGUGCGCAAUGUGAGAGCCAGUCUGGAGGGCAACCUGCACGAAGUAGAGUCUCGCUAUGCAAUGCAAAUGGAACACCUGAACGGACUCCUGCUGCGGACAGAAGCUGAACUGGUACAGCUAAGGAAUGACGUCCAGCGCCAGGCAGAUGAAUACCAGGCUCUGUUAAACAUCAAAGACAAGCUGGAAGCAGAGAUUGCUACCUAUAGGAAUCUCCUGGAGGGCGGAGAGGAAUUGAGCUUGAAAGACGCUUUACGGGAAAGCACCAUGUCUCAGAAGAUUCACUCCACCAAAAUAGUGGAUGGCAAAGUGGUGUCGGAGACCAAAGAAACCAAAAUAUUGAAGCGUUGAUCUCCUCCUGGUGUGGCCAACCUCCUGAUGCAGCUUCAGUGGCAUCGUUUUAUUUUGAAGUGGGAGGCUGCGAGGAAGGAAUUGGGCUGAUUCAUUAUAAAAUUCAAUAAAGCAGUAUGCCUGAAAACAA
Molecule: messenger RNA, 997 nt
Organism: Thamnophis sirtalis
Lineage: Eukaryota; Metazoa; Chordata; Lepidosauria; Squamata; Natricidae
Source: RefSeq, a predicted model, not a curated record